This is a messenger RNA of Seriola dumerili (greater amberjack), 3865 nucleotides long. RefSeq names its product monoacylglycerol lipase ABHD2-B-like. The coding region runs from base 182 to 1498 and encodes 438 amino acids. Lineage: Eukaryota; Metazoa; Chordata; Actinopteri; Carangiformes; Carangidae. The transcript has 11 exons. The record is from RefSeq and is a predicted model, not a curated record. Gene Ontology annotation, biological process: medium-chain fatty acid biosynthetic process; sperm capacitation; acylglycerol catabolic process. Gene Ontology annotation, cellular component: sperm flagellum; sperm plasma membrane. Gene Ontology annotation, molecular function: acetylesterase activity; monoacylglycerol lipase activity.
CUGUGUUGUAAACAGACGGUGUUCAGACACGGAGCUCAACUCUGGGUGGAUCCGACCAGAACUGGGACUGACCCCGAAAAAAACACGAUGCACUGAGUAAACAUCAUUCAAUAAGGAAGGACUCAAACCACUUCACCCUCUUCAAAGUCAAACGGAAAGUGGGUCCUGUCCCAUAUCUACAAUGACAGCCCUCGAGGACAGUGACAUGCACACCCUAGGCUCGGAGCUGCCUGCCAUGUUUGAUGGCGUGAAGCUGGCAGCAGUGGCAACGGUCCUGUACAUCAUUGUCCGCUGUCUGAACCUGAAGAGUCCCACAGCUCCACCAGAGAUCACCUACCAGGACACAGCGCUCAGCCACUACCUACUCAAAUCCUGCCCACUGCUGACCAAAGAAUACAUUCCUCCCUUGCUGUGGGGGAAGAGUGGUCAUCUCCAGACAGCCCUUUAUGGCAAGAUGGGACGUGUCAACACUCCAACACCCUGCGGGGUCCGCAAGUUUCUCCCUAUGCAGGACGGAGCCACAGCGACCUUUGACCUCUUUGAAGCACUUGGAGACCACAGCACAGGAGAUGACAUUACCAUGGUAAUCUGCCCCGGGAUCGGUAACCAUAGCGAGAAGAACUACAUUCGUACCUUUGUGGAUCACUCCCAGCGGCAGGGUUACCGCUGCGCCGUCCUCAACCACCUGGGGGCUCUGCCCAACAUGGAGCUCACCUCGCCGCGCAUGUUCACCUACGGAUGUACUUGGGAGUUUGCGGCUAUGGUGGGCUACAUCAAACGGGCCUUCCCUGAGACACUGCUGGUGGUUGUGGGCUUCAGCCUUGGGGGAAACCUUGUUUGUAAGUUCCUGGGUGAGAACCAGUCAAACCAGGACCGAGUGCUAUGCUGUGUCAGCGUUUGUCAAGGGUACAGCGCCCUCAGGGCUCAGGAAACAUUCCUUCAGUGGGACCAGUGCCGGAGGCUGUACAACUUUGUGUUGGCUGACAACUUGAAGAAGCUCAUCCUGUCACACAGGAACAGUUUGCUGAGCUUGAGCUCCAGCAACAUUGGUGAUGCAGACCUGAGCAGACUGUAUGCAGCCACCUCUCUGAUGCAGAUCGAUGACAGCAUUAUGAGAAAAUUCCAUGGCUACAGCUCCUUGAAGGAGUACUAUGAGAAGGAGAGCUGUGUGCACUACAUCCACAAAGUCACUGUGCCUCUCCUCCUGGUAAACUCCUCAGACGACCCGCUAGUCCAUCAGUCACUCCUGGCUAUUCCACGCACACUCACAGAGAAGAUGCCCAAUGUGAUAUUUGCCCUGACCCAACACGGAGGCCACCUGGGCUUCUUUGAGGGAGCUGUGUUGUUCCCUCAACCCCUCACCUGGAUGGACAAGGUCAUUGUCGAGUACACCGACGCCAUCUGCCACUGGGAGAAGAACAGGCCAGUCUGUCAGAGGAGCAGCCAUCAGGACAUGAACUCCUGCCUGCAGAGCACAAGGGUCACACUCAGUGGGUAACACUUACUGUACAUAGAGUCUGAAGACCAAACUAUAGACCAAAAUGAUAAAAGAUGCACAGGCAAACACUCAGCCCUCUAUAUUUUCUCUACUUUGGCACUAAUGGUCUUAAAGUUAAAUGAGUAAUUCUGGGAAAUGUAGGAAACCAUUAGAUGGAUUUGACAAGGCAGGCAGCAAAUUGGAAGUUAAAACUCACAGACAUAAUAAAAGCUGAGUGUAAUUUGAGCCUGUGCUGAAUUGUUCCUUCCUCAUUUGUUCUCAGUUAAUCUCCAGUGCAACAAUAGUUUGCCCUCUGCUGGUUUUUGGCAGGUGUUGCCUCUUGAUUCUGGACAGCAGGGUGAUGUAGUUGGCAGGAAGGUGACGCAUGAAUGUAAACCUGUGAGUACAAAGAAGAAAAUUGAGAUUUUCCUACAUUAAUUACUAUUGAAAAUGUUCCCAGAUAUUCAUACGAAAACUUGAAUGUCAUCUUACACACAAAUUGGACCUGUAGUCCUACUUAAGUGAGAGGGACCUUCAACCCUUUCUGAAGUCUUAAAAUCUUAACAAUAAUAUAUGUUCAAAUAUAUCUGAUGCCCCACAUCAGUCACAUUUUCAAGUAUAUUGUGGUUACCUGUUUAAAAAAAUCUUUUAGAAUUUAACUUGAAAAGUUCUCGACCAGAUUUAAGUGCCUUGAUAUAAAUGUGAGUCUGCAGCAGAUUUGAGUUUCGGCUUCUCGUGAAUCAUUGAGCCGCCUCUGAUGAGCAGCAGUUAUGACAUGAUUUAUGGUUUACAGUGGUGAUUUUCAGCCGUUGUUAAGGCUCAAAAUAACAUCUGUUGCGUUCAGAUUGUGAUUUUAAAUUCCUUAAUCGUAUUUUAAAUGUUCUUGAUCUUGUUUGUUUCCUUUGAGAGAACUAUGCUGUUUUAUUGUAUAUUCUGUUAAAUGGUUGGUUUAUUUAUUUGUUUUAUUGCAUCAUUUUGCUCAUUUUGACACCACUCUCCAGUUUUUCACUUUGUGUUUCCAUUGUUUGUGGUGGACCAUCAAACUGCAUCCUUGCUCCUUCAAAAUAAAAGAAUCAUGCCCCUGCAGGUUUUUAAAGAGGUUUAGGAGUUACAAAAAUUCAGACAGACAGAAAUUGUAGUUUUUCUACUUAAUAACACUUUUCUAACAGUCAGUGUUGUUGAAUGGAAAUAUGGGCUCUUCAUACAAACUAGCUUUAACAUUGUACUUCUGUAGGUCAGCCUGUCCCAUGAAUUAUCCCACAGAACCCAAAAACCCAACACUAUGAUGCCUCCUGAUGCAGGGUGAUUGAAAGAAAUUUCAAUCACUGUUUCCAUGGAUUACCACAGAAAAUGUUCUUUGAUGCAUCUAUAAAUCAGGGCAGGAGGUAAUCGGAAAAAAACACUGUACUUACGCUCAGGACAGAGCUGCAUGAUGCUUACAGAUGUUACAGCAGGCAGGAGAGAAGAGAGUGCAACUGGGACAUAAACAGUAAGUCUAUAAAAUGAGAAAUCCAAUGUUGGACUCUCAAUUUAUGCACUUACCAAACAAAUAGACUAAAGGACUUUCCACUUUUCAAUAAAAUACAGCUUGACUUUGCCACAAACCUGUUAAAGGCAAAGUGGAGGUCUCAUAUUAGAUAACACUUUAGACGAGGGCUAAUCGCUGAGUGACCACAGUUUUUUGAGGGUUUGCUUUAAGCUGCUUAUUACAACAUACCAGAUGGGUGGUGUGCGCCAUGUUUUUUUCUUCAUGAAAACAGAAAAAUACCGGACAAAACUUACCUCUGUGUCUCAUGAUACAUUUUAUUUCCUUGAGGUAAAGGUAUGAUAAAGGUAUUAAACACUGACACAAUAGGUUUUUGUGUGAGUUUUAUGUGCAGGAAUUCUCUUUGUUUUUCUGUGGUGUAUUGUAGCCUUUUUCAUUAUCAUUUUAAGAAGUGCCUGUUUGAUAUGAAUCAGUUUCCUGUGAGUAACAUCCUGUCACACAUAGUGGAAAUGUGGACUCCACCCAAGUUCAUGCAUGUCUUAUUAAUACCAUUUUCAGCCAUCAUACACCACUUCAAUUCUCUCUCUGCCCUUUGAAGCUGAAGCCAACCUGUCAGCAAGCAGCACAACUCCAUCUGUAUGUGCAUUAUGUCCUGACUGUUAUAGAUAUGGACUGUUUUGCUUGGACUUUACGGUUCCUAUUGCACUGUAUGACAAUAUAGUAUGUAUCAACAUAUGGAUGUAACAUUUAUAAUUUAAUCAUGUGUUUUGUGCUGAUGUGGUACACAGCCUUCACUGAUAUUUGAUCUCACCCAUUAAUAAGUAUUUUUCACAAACAUUUACGUCUGUUUAUUUGAACCUAAUCUAGAUUUUAUGUUUUCUUAAUUUGUAGAUUAAAACAAA